Molecule: messenger RNA, 3819 nt
Organism: Cynocephalus volans (Philippine flying lemur)
Lineage: Eukaryota; Metazoa; Chordata; Mammalia; Dermoptera; Cynocephalidae
Gene: CCDC80
Product: coiled-coil domain containing 80
Exons: 8
Coding region: 796-3663 (955 amino acids)
Biological process (GO): positive regulation of cell-substrate adhesion; extracellular matrix organization
Cellular component (GO): basement membrane
Source: RefSeq, a predicted model, not a curated record
AAUGUGCUGAAAUUGGAAGGAGGCGGUGUUUUGCUGAUCUGUUAAAUUCUUAGUGAAGUUUCCUUGAUUUCCAGUGGCUGCUGUUGUUUGAGUUUGGUUUGGAGCAAAACUGAGAUAGUCCUGACAUUUCUGGGACUGAGUCCAGGCAAGAGGAAGAAGAAAGAGAAGGAGAAGGAAAAGGGAAGAAAAAAGGUGGGGAGAAAUAAAGGAGGAGAGGAGCGUAGGAAAAGAAAAAGAGACUUUUUUCAACAUCACAUUCCUGUGUUUUCCCUCAGCCUGGAAAACAUAUUAAUCCCAGUGCUUUUACGCCCGGAAACAAAGGGACUAAGCCAGACUGUGGGGGAAAGAGUGAUAAGAAGGAUCCUGGAACUCUGCAGAGGGAGAGAGAGAGAUUCAGAAAUCGCUAGGACUCGACUUUAAGGGACGCCCUGUGUCGGCACAAGCGACUGGCACACACAGACGCAGAAGACCAAAGAGAAACUGCAAGACAAAUGGAGAUACAAAGAUUUAAAAGGACAGCUCCUAUCACCUCAUCCUCCUUGUCCAGAAGGUAAAAAGACUCAGCCCAAAGCAAAGACAUCAGCCCAGCGCUCAGUCAGGACAGGCUGCGGAUCCGUGGUGCUACUGGAAAGCUGGGACAGCAGCACACCCCUUUGUACUGCUCACCCUCAGAAAGGAGACAGAGGGUUGGGAGGAAAAGUGUUUCAUCUAGGAAACUGUCCUGGGGACCAAACUUCCAGAUUUCUUUUGAAACCCUCUACAUUCCAUCUCUAUGAGCCACAAUCGGAUUACACAAUGACGUGGAGAAUGGGACCCCGUUUCACCAUGCUGUUGGCAGUGUGGCUGGUGUGUGGAUCAGAACCCCACCCCCAGGCCACAAAUAGAGGGAGCCACGGAGGGCGGAAAGUGCCUUUGGUUUUGGCAGUCAGUGGUCGGCCAGUUCGGUUUCUGAGGCACACGGGGAGAUCUCGUGGAAUUGAGAGAUCCACCCUGGAAGAACCCAAGCUUCAGCCUCUCCAAAGAAGGAGGAGUGUGCCAAUAUUGAGACUAGCUCGCCCAACGGCACUGCCAGUCCCCGUAGGCAUCAACGGGGCCCUCGUGAGACCUGAGCAGAGACCAACAGCCAGGAGCUCUCCCCGUGAGAUGGUCCGAGAUGAGGGGUCCUCAGCUCGGUCAAGAAUGUUGCGUUUCCCCUCUGGGUCCAGCUCUCCCAACAUCCUUUCCAGCUUUGCAGGGAAGAACAGGCUGUGGGUUAUCUCAGCCCCACAUGCUUCGGAAGGCUACUACCGCCUAAUGAUGAGCCUCCUGAAGGAUGAUGUGUAUUGCGAGCUGGCGGAAAGGCACAUCCAGCAGAUUGUGCUGUUCCACGAGGCAGGUGAGGAAGGGGGCAAGGUACGAAGGAUCACGAGCGAGGGCCAGAUCCUGGAGCAGCCCCUGGACCCCAACCUCAUCCCAAAGCUGAUGAGCUUCCUGAAGCUGGAAAAGGGCAAGUUUGGCAUGGUACUGCUGAAGAAGACGCUGCAGGUGGAAGAGCGCUACCCUUACCCGGUCAGGCUGGAGGCUAUGUAUGAGGUCAUCGACCGGAGCCCCAUCCGCAGGAUAGAGAAGAUCAGGCAGAAGGGGUUUGUCCCCAAAUGUAAGGCCUCUGGUGUAGAGGGCCAGGUGGUGGAGGAGGGGAACGGUGGUGGAGGAGGAGCAGGAAGGCCAAGCCUGGGCAGUGAGAAGAGGAAGGAAGACCCAAGGAGAGCACAAGUCCCACCAACCAGAGAGAGUCGGGUGAAGGUGAUGAGAAAACUGGCCACCACUACGGCGGCUCCUCCCCCACCGCCCCCGACCCCCAGAGCCACCACCCUUCCUCCUGCUCCAGUCACAACAGCAACUCGGGCCACAUCCAGGGUAGUAACAGUAGCUGCAAGACCCACAACCACCACCACCUUUCCAACCACCCAAAGGCCCUGGACCCCCCGAGAGCACCCCUCCUCAGCCACCCACAGGCCCCCUGCAAUAGCUGAGGUGACCACUGCCAGGGGACCCUCAGUCUCAGAGAGUCUCUACCCUCCACCCAGGAAAGAACAGCAGAGGGAGAGGCCACAUGCCACCAGGAAGCCCAGCAAGGCCACCAGCUUCGAGAGCUUCACGGCUGCCCCUCCCACCACCAUCUCAGAGCCCAGCACAAAGGCUGCUGGCCCAGGCCGCUUCCGGGACAACCGCACGGACAGGCGGGAACAUGGCCACCGGGACCCAAAUGUUGUGCCAGGUCCUCACAAGCCCGCAAAGGGGAAACCUCCCAAAAAAAAGGCCCAGGACAAAAUUCUCAGCAAUGAGUACGAGGAUAAGCACGACCUCAGCCAGCCCACUGCCUCUCGGCUGGAGGAGGAGAUGCAGGUGGGGCAUAUUCCCCCCCAAAAAGCAAAGGAGACUAAAAAGCAUGAAAAGCUUGAGAAACCUGAGAAGGAGAAGAAAAAAAAGGUGAAGAAUGAAAAACCAGACAAGUUACUUAAGAGUGAAAAGCAAAUGAAGAAGGCUGAGAAAAAGAGCAAGCAGGAGAAGGAGAAGAACAAAAAGAAAAAAGCAGGUAAAACAGAGCAGGAUGGCUAUGAGAAACCCACCACAAAACAUUUCAUUCAGAGUCCCAAGAAGUCAGUUGCUGACCUGCUGGGGUCCUUUGAAGGCAAACGAAGGCUCCUUCUGAUCACUGCUCCCAAGGCUGAGAACAACAUGUAUGUGCAACAACGGGAUGAGUAUCUGGAAAGUUUCUGCAAGAUGGCCACCAGGAAAAUCUCCGUUAUCACUGUCUUUGGCCCUGUCAACAACAGCACCAUGAAAAUCGACCACUUCCAGCUAGAUAAUGAGAAACCCAUGCGAGUGGUGGAUGAUGAAGACUUGGUAGACCAGCAUCUCAUCAGUGAGCUGAGGAAAGAGUAUGGAAUGACCUACAAUGACUUCUUCAUGGUGCUAACGGAUGUGGAUCUGAGAGUCAAGCAAUACUAUGAGGUGCCUAUAGCAAUGAAGUCUGUGUUCGAUCUGAUUGAUACGUUCCAGUCCCGGAUCAAAGAUAUGGAGAAGCAGAAGAAGGAGGGCAUUGUUUGCAAGGAGGACAAGAAGCAGUCCCUGGAGAACUUUCUCUCCAGGUUCCGAUGGAGGAGGCGACUGCUGGUGAUCUCUGCCCCUAAUGAUGAAGACUGGGCCUAUUCACAGCAACUCUCUGCCCUUAGUGGUCAGGCAUGCAAUUUUGGUCUACGUCACAUAACAAUUCUGAAACUUUUGGGAGUUGGAGAAGAAGUUGGGGGAGUUUUAGAACUGUUCCCAAUUAAUGGGAGCUCUGUUGUUGAGCGAGAAGACGUACCAGCCCAUUUGGUGAAAGACAUACGUAACUACUUUCAAGUGAGCCCAGAGUACUUCUCUAUGCUUCUAGUUGGAAAAGACGGAAAUGUCAAAUCCUGGUAUCCUUCCCCAAUGUGGUCCAUGGUGAUUGUGUACGAUUUAAUUGAUUCUAUGCAACUUCGGAGACAAGAAAUGGCCAUUCAGCAGUCACUGGGGAUGCGCUGCCCAGAAGAUGAGUAUGCAGGCUAUGGUUACCAUAGUUACCACCAAGGAUACCAGGAUGGUUACCAAGAUGACUACCGUCAUCACGAGAGUUACCACCAUGGAUACCCUUACUGAACAGAAGUAUGUAACCUUAGCCCCAGCCAGUUUCCCCUGCAGCUGCUAAAGCCACAUGUGACCAGCUAUGUAAGCAGUUCUUCCACACUGCCUACAUCUCUUGCCUUUUUCUUUCAGUGUUCUUCCAAGAUUAAAUAAAUAGCAAACUUUUGCCUA